Molecule: messenger RNA, 3803 nt
Organism: Leptopilina heterotoma
Lineage: Eukaryota; Metazoa; Arthropoda; Insecta; Hymenoptera; Figitidae
Gene: alpha-Catr
Product: alpha-catulin
Exons: 11
Coding region: 623-2839 (738 amino acids)
Biological process (GO): cell adhesion; Rho protein signal transduction
Molecular function (GO): cadherin binding; actin filament binding
Source: RefSeq, a predicted model, not a curated record
ACGCACAUAGCAGCCUCACAGAAUUCACCCGUUUAACUCCCACAUUCAGUCCAGUUUCUUGUAGGCAUUUAACAUACUAGGAUCACUCUAAUUUGAGUAGUUAAUAAAUCUAAAUUUCCUGUGUUUAUUGCUUUUUAGCAAGUGACUCGCAUAUAUUAUGAAUAUACGUAUUACUAAUUAAGAAAAAAUUCAUAGCUCAUGACGCGAUUUAUCCGCCACCUGUUUUCUAAAAACAAAAUCAAUUUACAAAUAAUACACUAAACUAUUAAAAUAUAUUCCAAAAAAAAAAAAUUCAAAUUUAUUUAUUUCAAGAUUUGUGAGAUAAAAAUCUGAUUUUUAAAAUUUUUCUAUACAUUAUAAAAACAAGAGAGUAAAUUAACGUAUAAUAGAAAAAGGUAAAGCAAAUAGAAAUAAAAUUUUGACAGAGACACAUUUUUUUUUGUUUCGUUAUAUCAUUGACACUCUUAAAUUAUAAAUCAAUAACAUUGAAGGCAAAUAUAAGAUUCAUUUUUUUGAUUGUAUUACUAUUAUGCUAUUACACAACGUAAAAUACAUAUUAUGAUGAUGUACAGUAGGAAUGGACGAAUGUACACUUUUUAAAAGAAGGAUAUAAGCUCUAAAGAUGUACGAAGAAAGUAUGUCAGUUGGACAAGAGAUUUCUGCGUUAAUGUCGCAGGGAGAAUAUUCUUUAUGUUCGGACCAGAGUUUAAGGGCCGUUGCAAGAGUUGGUCAAGCUGUUAAUUUAGCAGUAGAUCGAUUUGUUACGGUAGGGGAAACAAUUGCAGAUGAUAAUCCAGAAAUUAAUCAAGGCAUGUACGAAGCCUGCAAAGAAGCUAGAGUGGCAGGCUCAGCAAUAGAAAAGUUAUGUGAAUGUGCAAUGGAAGACAAUGUUGACGACAGAGGGGCAGUAGUUCGUGCUGCGAGAUGUCUUCUAGUAUCAGUGACAAGAGUUCUUUUAUUGGCAGAUAUUGUUGUAGUGAAGCAACUUUUGUUAGCAAAAGAUAAAGUUGCACGUAGUCUUGGUCGUCUAGAAAGUGUGUCGAAUUUCACGGAAUUUGUUAAAGCUUUCAGUCAAUUUGGCGCGGAAAUGGUUGAACUCGCCCACCUGACUGGUGAUCGACAGAAUGAUCUUAAAGAUGAAAGACGAAGAGCACAAAUGGCAGCUGCACGACAAGUUUUAGAAAGAAGCACAAUGAUGCUCCUUACUUCAAGUAAAGCAUGCUUAAGGCAUCCAGAUUGUUUAUCGGCUAAAGAAAACAGGGACACAGUUUUUUGUCAAAUGAGAAGAGCGAUGGACUUGAUUCAUUAUGUUGUGAAAGAUGGAGUUAUUGAAUGCAAUGAGUCGUAUACCAAUCCUCAGAGUCCACAACAAGAAGACUGGGAUAGUAGUACUGUCUUUUCGGCUUUAAAUCAUUUUGAAAGGUUUAUUGAUAAAUGUAGAAAGUCACUUUUGGGACCAAAUUAUAGAGACACAUUAAUAAGUUCCCUUGAAACAGUUGUAGAAAGAACUCAGGAUUUUACCGAUAGUGCUUAUACAACACACGAACAUAGAGAAAACAUUCUUCUUCUUUGUGAUAGAGCAAGAUUAGAACUAAAUGCCUUAUUCAGACUUGUAAAUAGCAAGACAAUCACCGGCAGCGGAUGUGGAUCACCGAAGUUAGAAGUUGAAGAAGCUCUAGACCGCUUACUAAGAGCCACAAAAGAUUUGAAGCAACACCUAUGUGCAACUACACUAGAUCAAGCUGGAGACCUUGGAUCAGUGACAAAGGCUUUACAUGAAUUGGUAUCAUCAAUUAAAAACCUUGCUGCAUCGAGCGACAUUGAUGGAUUGAAGGAGAGUAGCGACAGGUUUCAGGAAUACAUCGAUCACAUUCUUGAAGUUUGUAAACUGCUAAGACACGUUGCACGCACUGAGUCUUUACAAGUGUCGGCAAAGUUUACUGAAAUUAACUUGAGGAUAUAUGGGCCACAAGUUGUAACUGCGGCUUACACACUGUCUAGACAUCCUACCAGCAAAAUUGCUAAAGAAAACCUUGAAGUGUUUGCCGACAUGUGGCAGUGGUUGAUGACUGAUAUAACAACUGUAGCUAAAGAUGUUUUGGAAUUGGGACAAAGUCGACCUGAAAAGCAAGUUUAUAUGUCAUUACCACGUCCAGGGAAACAUGGGACAACAAGUAAACCUUUAAAACCAGUUAGUCUUGACAGUGAAGAACAAGCAAAAAUAGCAAAAUCUGGUCUUGAGAUGAAACUGAUAACAUCCGAAAUGAAUGCAGAAACUGAAAAAUGGCAAGAAAGUGGUUCAGCUUUUGAAGAGAACAAUGAUAUUGUGAAAAGAGCAAAAAAUAUGUCUUCGAUGGCCUUUGCGAUGUACCAGUUUACAAGGGGUGAAGGGGCACUAAAAACUACCCAAGACCUUUUCACACAAGCUGAAUAUUUCGCAGAAGAAGCAAAUCGAUUGUACAAAGUUGUGCGACAAUUCAGUUACCAGGUACCCGGCGGAAAUCAUAAAAAAGAAUUACUCGAAAACUUAGAUCGUGUGCCAACUUAUGUCCAACAACUUCAAUUUACUGUAAAAAAUCCCACAGUUGGAAAAUCGGCAACCUUUAUCAAAGUUGACAAUGUAAUUCAAGAAACAAAAAAUCUUAUGAAUGUAAUAUCAAAAGUUGUUACAACGUGUUUCGUCUGUGCUUCAAAAUACAACUUAGACUUUAGAGGAUUGUCAACGCGAGGAUCCGGCUCAAUGUAUCGAGGAGAUGGCUCCGGAGAUGGCGAUGGCAGCGGAGCAGGUGGAGAUGGCUCUAAGUCUGGUUCAGCUCCUGGCAGCGAUUCGUCCGUCUGACAAUUUGGUAUGGCCCGAAGGGCCAAAGGGGAUGCGCGACGUACUAGAGUUUCAUUUUUAUUAUUUUAGACAAAAAAUUUUUGCGACAUUUUGUUCGCGGUUUAUAGCCUUCUAACAGAAGUUGUAUUUGUCCCUAAUUUUACAAUUUUUUACUGGCAUUAUCAGGAAUUUUUGAUAACAUAAUUACUUCAUAUAUGUGUCUGACAUUUAAUUAGAAUAACAAACGGAGAUUGCAUAUGACAUUUUUUUUUGUUAAAUUAAUUCACUGGGGAGCUGGUAAAGAUUAUUCCUCAUGACUCGCAUAUAAUUUUUAGGGCGAUAAUUGUAACUUUAUUUAAGACUGUAGAUUACUAGAAAACAUAAUAUCGGACAAUAAAAGACAAAAUAUCAAGUAAGCAGAACUAUAAGUGGAUGCACAAAUGAGGUAAGAUAUGUAACUUUGAUGUUGGGUCUUGUUAUUCUUGUUAUUCGUUUUACGAGUAUCUACUAAUUUUUCAGUUUCUUCACAUUUAAACACUUGUCGUCAGAAUAGAGAAAAUGCUACUAUUACAGUAACUUGACGAGAAGUUGAACUAUUUUCUAAAUAUCUAUAAUGUUAAAGUUUAUUUAUUAAAGGGCUAAUAAAAAAGAGUCCCAACAUCGGAGUUUUACGCAUCAUGAUGAAUGUCGUGAACUUUGCCGUGAAGCGUGUCACGAGGAAAAGUCCACAACAACUCUUUGCUUAGAACUUUUAUUUCCUCUCUAAACCGCCAGAUGCGAAUGAUUUAAAAUGACUUGAAACAAGGUAAAAAGUUAGAAGGUUCUAGGAUUAGCUAAUUUGUAAAUGUGUGAUAAUAAUUAGUUAACGAAGAUGGUGUUUGGAAAACUUGCAUGAAUGAAUCUAAUGUUAAGUGACGACUUUUUCCGCUUAAAAUCAUCAGUAAUAUAAGUCACCAAAGUGUAAAAUAAAUUUAUCUAUACAUUA